Molecule: messenger RNA, 459 nt
Organism: Brugia malayi
Lineage: Eukaryota; Metazoa; Nematoda; Chromadorea; Rhabditida; Onchocercidae
Exons: 4
Coding region: 1-459 (152 amino acids)
Source: RefSeq, a predicted model, not a curated record
AUGACUGAUUCGUCUUCAAGCGCAGUUGACAAGCUGGACACCGAUGAGAAUAAUAGCAACGAAAGUGAGAGUAGUCCAUCACCUCCAAGCUAUGCUGUAUUUGAAGAUGAACAUGGUAAUCUCGUCAAUCCAGCUCUUAAUGUGAUUUGGCCAAUGCGUCCACGUCGAGGGCGCUAUUCACUUAAGGAAUACAGAGAGCAAAAACAGCGUUUUCAAAAGCAUUCUGAACAACAGCGACAAAAUAAAAAGUACGAUUUCAAGAGUAGAAAGCAGUCAAAAGGACAGCUUGAAGUGUCACAUAGCCAUGCAACAGAACAAACGAAAGACAGUAGUAGUAGUAGUAUCUAUGUGGGCGUUCAAUCGACAUCCAGUCUGCGCUACAUUUUGCAACCUACAGAAUUUCGUCUUUUUUACAUGCGACCAGAAUCAAUGAAUUCAUUCAGUCAGAUGAGUAAUUGA